AUGAGCAAUCGAAAGGAUAACAGAGGCCGAAAGCCCUCCUCCAACCAACCCCACCGAGAAGGUUCCAAUAGACUAAGAGUUUCCAAUCAACCUCGUGGCUCUAACCAACCUCGUGGUUCUAAUCAAGCACGUGGCAUUGGAAAAGAAAACGUUGCCAAACUAGGUGAACCUCUCUUCGUCAUCAACAACUGUGGUGGAAACGUGGACUCUCUAAAAGGCCGCCCUGACCCCCAACCUGGUCAUGGCCUGCUGAUUUUCGAGUUCCCUGAGACCGAUCAGUUCAAGGGCUUCAACGUCCCAACUGGCACUCCUCUCCUAGAUGCCCCUGUCCCUGGAAGAGUACUUCAAGAAGGAGAAGUCAUUAUCUCUGGUAGCAGCGAAGCAUAUCGCAACCAACCUUAUGCCAAAGAAUCUAUGCGUAAGGCCGAAGAAUUUGAACGUCUGGCAGCAGAAGCUCGACGGGCUCAUCGUCAAAAUCCUGGAGCACGACCUGUGGCCAACCAAGGAAGCUCUUCGUCCCAACCACCGCCAGAGGAGAGAGAAAUUGUUGUUGCGCCACGUAUAGAGUCGGCAGCAAGGGCUGCCAUCUUUCAGCAUAGAAAGGAAAAGAAAUACGGACGCGAUGAGUGA
Hymenoscyphus albidus is the source of this 630-nucleotide messenger RNA. The record is from the annotation of a GenBank genome assembly. Lineage: Eukaryota; Fungi; Ascomycota; Leotiomycetes; Helotiales; Helotiaceae.